UGACCUUUUCCAUUUGAUUUGUUUUUGGUUUGCACUGCACGGUUUUAACCCUGAGGGUGCUGUUCACCUGUCUGGGGUGUUUAGUACUAGAUAGUCUAAUAUUUGGUUUUCUUAGUAUGUGAAUGCAUGAAUAUUCAGAUCGUGUUAACGUAUAACUAUAACAUUGUAACAGAAAUUGGUAUAGUAGAUCUAUAAAUUCUCAAUUUUCUGUAGGAUUUAUGUGUCCGUUUUCUGUGAUUACUGCAAACAACGCAGGAAUGUUGCUGACUAGGACUGACAGCGGAUAUGGAUGCUGGAAAAUGCCUUGAUGUUUCCUGCUCAUUUCGUAUAUUUUAUCUCUCACUUCGCACUCCACCGCUUCUAAAAAGAAAAAAAAAAUCAAAUCGUAGAGUGUUGUGUGCGCCAGGUGUUCAGGAUUUGUUUUUAAAUAGCGAGACAUUUAAAAUGCGGUUGCUUUGCCCCGGCGUCUCAGGUUUGUAAUUAUGCGGGGAUGCAAUAAGAUGAUGGGUUCAUUUUUGCAGUUACAACACUUUUGUUUUAACCCAGAGCCUAUGAUCUGGGAGGCUCCAGUAAGCGUCUGUGUGGAUGAUCAUAAUCGCUAACCACACGAAGGUUAAAUGUUUGCUCCGAGUGUGAUCUGGGUACACGUGUGUCUAAUGAACUUUGAUCCCUGUUUAUACCUUACCUGCGCAUUUCCACUCCGUGUUGACAAGGCCUACUGCAGAACAGCCCCUAGGGUGAAUACUGACAAGCACUCAGACGGGACACCGGGAGUCUCUGGGCUUGUCAACAGAUCGGCUCGCCGGCGUCUCUGCAGCUGCCGCCGCGCUGGAGGUGCGUGGCGCUCCGCGGAGGACUGGGCUCAGAUAGCGAGCUCCCGGCGGAUGUGAGGCAGCAGCGGGGGUAGUAGAGAAGCCGUACUCAUCCCCCCCGUGUGAUGAAUCCCUUCUGGAGCAUGUCUGCAAGUACUGGACGCAAGAGGGCCGAGGGCGAGGAGAAGAGUGGUGCGGUAGAGCAGAGAGUCAGCCCCACGCGAGCCCCCUACGGGAAGAAGCAGCUGCCCUCCAUUCCGAAAAACGCCGUGCCCAUCACCAAGCCCGUCUCGCCCGCUGCGUCCUCGCAGGCCUCCAAUGGCACGCACGCUUCUUAUGGGCCCUUCUAUUUGGAGUACUCCCUGCUUGCAGAGUUCACUCUGGUGAUAAAGCAGAAACUCCCUGGGAUAUAUGUGCAGCCAUCCUACAGAUCAGCAUUGAUGUGGUUUGGAGUUAUUUUCAUAAGGCAUGGCCUGUACCAGGACGGAGUUUUCAAAUUCACGGUGUAUAUCCCAGACAACUACCCCGAUGGCGAUUGUCCUAGGGUGGUCUUCGAUAUUCCAGUCUUUAAUCCUUUAGUGGAUCCUGUCUCAGGGGAGCUGGACGUGAAGAGAGCUUUCACAAAGUGGAGGCGGAACCACAAUCACAUCUGGCAGGUGCUGAUGUACGCACGCACGGUCUUCUACAAGAUCCAGACCCUGGAGCCGCUCAACCCAGAAGCUGCAGUCCUGUACGAGAAAGAUAUUCAGCUCUUUAAAAGCAAAGUGGUGGAAAGUGUGAAAUUAUGCAACAGUCAUCUUUUCGACCAGCCGAAAAUAGACGACCCGUUUGCAAUAAGCUUCUCCCCAUGGAACCCCUCUGUGCACGAAGAGGUGCGAGGGAGGAUGUUCAUGCACAAAAGACGGCCUGAGGAUCACCACAAGGGGCUGCAGGUGUCGGGCCUCUCCUGGGUGAAGCCAGGAUCCACACAGCCCUUCAGCAAAGACGACAACACACUAUAGACAUGAGCCCGCGCCUCUGCCUCUUCACCACCAGGGGGCGGAGUGAUCGGGAGGCAUGCAGGCUUGCAUUUUGCUGUAUGAGAUUAGUGUAAAUAGUGUCACAGUCUGAUGUGGAUUUUUUUUUUAAUGUAACAUGCAUACUUCACUUUAAACAGCACUUGGCUGGAUUUAUUGAGGACAACUGUGUACAGCUUUGUAAAACAUUUAUAAUUUGUCCUUUAUUUUUUUUUUUAGGUUUUGAUCAAAGUUAGUUUUGAUUUUAAAUUGAGGAUUUAUUCAAGUUCUAUAGCAGAACAAAUGGACAGGUACAUCAUCUGUGAAUGCAAACAUUUGUUGUGCCCAUGAUUGUGAUCAUUAUGAGUUAUAAUUAUGAGUUGAAUUAUGAAAAACAGCAUUAACGGUUUUUGGUUUUUAAGGAUGUGCUGUAAGUUUUGGUUUUCCAAAUUCAGCCAUACUGUGUAUUUCAUGUCUUAAAUAGUUUUAAUAUAUAUUUGCAGAGGAAAGUAAAUACUAUUUUAAUUCAAAUACUGUAUUGACAUUUAAGUAAUCAUCUACCAUAAAUUAGUGGUGGCAGUUUAUGGGUUAUUCCUCGUAUCUUUUGAAGUUUCUGGUGUGUAAAUAUGCUAGUGGACUUUGUACAUAACUUGUUUACUGUCUGUCCAUCUGAGGGGUAUAGUUUUGCUGAAACUCAUGUUUUCAGUCCACUUUAUUUAUAGAUGGCUGGAGGUUUUCAGAAACAGGCAUUGGUCUGACCUAAUUAGGGAGUUUUGCAGCUUGCAUCACAUUUGUUUUAAAUCGGUAAAGGCACUUGAUUGAUCAACUCUUGGUUAAUUUUUUUUAAAUUAAAUACUUCAAACCAUUGUCCACAGUUGAUGCUGUGCUGUAUAGAUAAUAUUGUUUUUAGAACGUUUCCUUUGAAUGACAAUAAAAGCAGUUGAGUGAA
Molecule: messenger RNA, 2756 nt
Organism: Lepisosteus oculatus (spotted gar)
Lineage: Eukaryota; Metazoa; Chordata; Actinopteri; Semionotiformes; Lepisosteidae
Source: RefSeq, a predicted model, not a curated record